Molecule: messenger RNA, 4151 nt
Organism: Carassius carassius (crucian carp)
Lineage: Eukaryota; Metazoa; Chordata; Actinopteri; Cypriniformes; Cyprinidae
Product: excitatory amino acid transporter 2-like
Exons: 11
Coding region: 366-1952 (528 amino acids)
Biological process (GO): L-glutamate transmembrane transport
Cellular component (GO): plasma membrane
Molecular function (GO): L-glutamate transmembrane transporter activity; neutral L-amino acid transmembrane transporter activity; glutamate:sodium symporter activity
Source: RefSeq, a predicted model, not a curated record
UCCUCCUCUGUGUUGCCCCGCGGAGCCCUUAGCAGCACCUCUUUCGCCCAUUUCUCUAGUACUAAUGGUGGGAUAAGAUCAAUUCAAAGACAGAGGAUUGUGCAUGGAAUCUCCUAUCCGUCAAUUUGAUUAAUCUUGCAAGGAAGUGUUGCAGAUUGCAUCAGAGCAAUAACUUAUUAUAUAGCUUUCCACCUAGUGCUUGGAGUUUUGACUGACAUUUCUAAUGACCUGGAAAGGAUUUCCUGAUGGAUAAACUGUAGAUUGACAGCGUUUCAUUCAGAAUCAUUUCUAUAGCCCAUGGCUUUCUAGAAAACUGUUGUGAAGCUCUUCCUUUUCAGUGACUGCACCACAACAGUGCCAACAAAAUGCAGAAGCAAGUGGAAAUCAGAAUGCAUGAGAAUCAUCUGGACCCUCCUCCACUGCCUGAAGAGUCCAUGUGUGGAGGCUUCUGUGACAAAAUCACGAAGAAUCUGAUACUCGUGCUCACAGUUCUUGGUGUGAUCAUUGGUUCAGUAGCUGGUAUUCUACUGCGGUAUGCAUCCCCACUCCCCGCUGAUGUCAUUAUGGUCAUUGCCUUCCCGGGUGACAUUCUCAUGAGGAUGUUAAAAAUGGUGAUUUUGCCUCUGAUCAUCUCAAGUUUGAUCACAGGAUUAGCAGGGUUGGAUGCCAAGUCGAGUGGUCGUCUAGGCACAAGGGCCAUGGUGUAUUACAUGUCUACCACCAUCAUUGCAGCUGUGCUGGGGGUCAUCUUGGUGCUCCUCAUCCACCCCGGUAACCCCAAACUGAAGGCAAACCUCGGUGAGGGAAAAAAGAACGACGAAGUGUCCAGUUUAGAUGCCUUCUUUGAUCUCAUCAGAAAUCUGUUUCCAGAAAAUCUUGUUCAGGCUUGUUUUCAGCAGAUCCAGACUGUUAGUAACAAGGUAGAAGUAAGUCCUCCUCCACAUCUAAAUCGGUUUGGACGAAAUGCAACAAAAUAUGUGAUUAAGAAGUCUCUUCAAUUCAAGAGUGGCAUGAAUGUUUUAGGUCUCAUUGGGUUCUUUGUGGCAUUCGGGAUUUGCAUGGGAAAGAUGGGUGAAAAGGCCAAGCUGAUGCUUGAGUUCUUCAACGUUCUCAACGAGAUCGUUAUGAGGCUUGUCGGCAUGAUCAUGUGGUAUUCCCCCUUCGGCAUUGCGUGUUUGAUCUGUGGCAAGAUCAUUUCAAUUAACGAUUUGGAAAUGGUGGCCAGGCAGCUGGGAAUGUACAUGGUCACUGUCAUCAUUGGGCUUAUUAUUCAUGGAGGCAUAUUCCUUCCCUUAAUAUAUUUUGUUAUUGUUCGGAAAAACCCAUUCACAUUCUUCAUGGGAGUUUUCCAGGCAUGGGUCACCGCCUUAGGAACAGCUUCAAGUGCUGGGACAUUACCUGUUACUUUCCGCUGUCUGGAGGAAAAUCUGGGAAUUGACAAGAGAGUGACUCGUUUUGUAUUACCUGUUGGAGCCACAAUCAACAUGGAUGGUACAGCACUUUAUGAGGCUGUAGCGGCCAUCUUUAUCGCCCAGAUGAAUGGAAUAGAACUUGAUCCUGGUCAGAUUGUGACAGUCAGCCUGACGGCGACUCUCGCUAGCGUAGGAGCAGCCAGUAUCCCCAGUGCUGGCCUGGUGACGAUGCUUCUGAUCUUGACUGCUGUGGGUUUACCGACUCAAGACAUCAGUUUACUGGUAGCAGUCGACUGGCUGCUUGAUCGUUUCCGAACAUCAGUCAAUGUCGUUGGUGACUCGUACGGGGCGGGAAUCGUGUACCACCUCUCCAAGGAUGAGCUUGACCUGUUCGAUGCACAGCAGAUAAGACCAGAUGACUUUGAGAUGACCAAGACACAAUCCUUUUUUGAGAAUAACACUAACCAUGGUGUAUAUUCAUCUCACAACUCCUAUCAGCCGGUCCAAAUAGAUGACUGCAAGUCUUUCAGCAUUCUGUAAGGAAUCCUGCUGCAACUAAAUAUUAUCUGUCUUGUGGUGGGUACAUUUCUGUGAAUUUGGAUAUAAAUUGUGCUGUUAAAAUAUUAAACUACUUGGAUUCUCUGCUCCAAACCAUAAACAGUUUAGCAAGCACCGGUUAAUGCAUUUUGACUGUGCCUUGGUCCAACAGUUAGUUGUUCCUGAUAAUUGCUUUCAGGUAACCUUGGCCUCAAAUGGCUCCCCUGCGGACUUCUCACUUGUUGAGGAGGAACCAUGGAUACGCGAGUAACACAGAUCCAGCUCCGCCUUAUCCUGAGUCCCGCAAGCUUAUCCUUUCUGGUGAAAACCAAAUGCUAAUUUUGUACAUAUAAACAGUCCGAAGUUACCACAGAACAUUUCAUAUGCACAAGCAUUGACUUUUGUAUGACAAUCUCAGUACAUUUGAUACACAAAGGGAAGAGAGCGUAGCUUAAAGUAGCGGGUAGUUCAGUUGGGAUAGAGAACAGGCUACAUUUUGAGUUGUUAUUAUUUAUACUCAAGGAUUACGGUAGUUAGAAUUCUAGGCCUUGGGUUUGACGAUUGUUCUGAAACCUGCUGCCUUAAGGCUUCUGCAUAUAAGGAUCGCAUUGGUUUGUCCAGCCCCAGAUUGACCCUAGAGCGCUAUAGUGGCAGGAGGAGAGAAGUGCAGCUUGUUUGCUGAAGAUACCUUUGACUGGCGCAGCUUAGGUGGAUUAACCCUUGGUGGCAGCACUCCAGAUCAGCCUCUUAUAAGAUCUUACCAGUGUACUUAGAGGUUCUGAAAUAGUGGUUUGCCUCCAAAUGCUGCCACUUAUUUUUAGACGCUGCCCGACGUAAAUGCCACGUCAGCAAUUACAGAGCAAUCAGACAUGAAGUAUGACAUUGAGUCAAUUGACGUCAUCUGCAAGGACUGUUGGGUUUAAUAUCCUGCAUAGUGGACUGAAUAGUAUUCAUUCAGACUUAAUAAUAAGUCUCCAUGCGUGUUUAUGUUUGAGGGAAGGGACUUGCAUGUGUGUAGGUUUUGUAUGUAUCUGUGUGCUUUGUUAAGUUGUUGAUUUAUUUAUGUGUUUAUUUGCUUUUAAGUUACAAUCUUGCCUUGAAGAUUUCAACUGCAAACUGCAGACAGAAGACUUUAUGACAUUAAUAUUAAAUGCAAUCCCGUUUUCUUGGAUCUUAGAACAGUAUCAAUGUUUAAUUCUCUGAGGAGCCUUCUUGGAUACACAGAUAUUAUGUCCAGUUGAAUGGAUUCUAUAUUCUCGCUGUUAAGAGAGGCCCUCAAGUUAUUUGGUGCUCAGGUUGUUAGCAUUUAACAGAAAAGAGAUGACCGGACUGAGAUCUAUCAUUACAUUUGCACCAUUUAUUUGGUAGUCUGUUAUUACUUUCAUAGCAACACGAGCAUUCAGCAUAUUCAGCAGAUUCUCUUUUGUACCAGAAUCUUCAAAUGUUCUCAUUAAAGUGCCUCCUUGCACUUUCUGUAUACAAAUAAAUACACAUAUGUGGUUCUAUUUUAGAUAUAUAUUUCAUGCAAAUUCAAAGUGUAGAAUUUCUUUUUGCAUAUUGUUUUAUAAAACAAUGGCAAUCCAUGUAUUCAAUUCCAUAUUUUACUAGGUAGAUUAGAAUGUAACAGGUUGUCUUAAGUAGUUAAUGCUAUAAUACAGUACAAGUCACAGGGAACUUGCUGUGAACUGUGGCUUUGAAACAUUGAUUGAUGAGAUCAAAUGUAUGUAAUGUAAGCAUUUUUUUCACUGUUACAAUUCAUGAUGAUAUUGUAUCUCAAAUAUUGUGUAUUGUUAAACAUUCUAAGGAAUAAUGACACUAGGGGAAAAAGUCAAAUUACUAAUCAUUUUAACCUAGGCUUGUUACAGAUUUAACAGCCUUGUAGAGUGCAGACAUCUCGAGUAUGUAUCUUAUGGAAAUAGAUACAGCCUAGAUAAAGUAUCUAUAAUGUAAAAGUGUGCACUAUUGGAAUAUAUGUUCAGGCAGGGCCUGACAAAUAUGUAAAAGUACAGUGAUUUGUAUUAACACGUAUUGUAUGAUCAUCCUGCUUUUUUUAAUUUUGCAGCCAUGUUUGGUUUCAAAGAUAUUGUAUUACUUGUCUACCAAACUUGAUUUUGCAUCCACUUUUCAAAUUUGUCUUUUUCCUCUAUUUUUCUAUGAAACACCUGUAACAAAAUGUAAAUAAAGUCAAUGCUUCUUGUCUCA